AUGUCUGCAUCAAAAGGAUUUGCCGUCAUCGCCGGCGUUGGACCCGGAACGGGCGCCUCCAUCGCCCGCAAGUUUGCAAAAGCAUACCCAGUCGUCUUGCUAGCACGUAACCCGGCCAACUACGAGGGCGUCGUCUCCGAAAUCAACUCGUCCGGCGGCAAAGCUGUCGGCAUCAGCACCGACGUCGCAGACGCAGCCUCGGUCAGCAACGCAUUCAAAAAGAUCACAUCCGAACUAUUCCCAAACACGCCUCUGGCUGCAGCCAUUUUCAACCCGGGCGGCGGGUUCGCGCGCAAGCCGUUUUUGGAAUUGACCGAGGCCGAGUAUACGAACAGCAUCGAUAUCCAGGCAAAAGGCGGGUUCUUGUUUUCCCAGGCGUCGCUCCCUUUGCUGCUCAAGGGAGUUGAGGAAAAGAGCGAGCAUCCGCCUAGUUUGAUCUUUACAGGAGCAACGGCCAGCGUCAGAGGCUCUGCCAAUUUCGCCGGCUUCGCAAGCGGGAAAUUUGCUCUUCGUGCGCUGUCGCAGUCUCUGGCAAGAGAAUUCGGGCCCAAGGGAGUGCAUGUCUCGCAUAUCAUUGUCGAUGGAAUUAUUGACAUUCCGCGCCUCAAGCAUUACCAAUUGGAGCACGAAGAUGCCAAGUUGAGUCCUGAUUCGAUUGCCGACUCGUAUUGGUUCCUGCAUACGCAGCCGCGGACAACGUUUGCGUUUGAGCUCGAUUUGAGACCCGCCGGAGUCAUCGGCCUCUCCACAGCCUUGCGCCUGCAAUCGAGCCUCCUUCCCUCCCAGCGCAUCCUCAUAAUCGCGCGCAACCUGCCACACACAGAGUCCGUCGACUACGCCAGUCCCUGGGCCGGAGCGCAUUACCGGCCUGUUCCAGGAUCAAGCGCACAAGUACAGAAAGAAUCACAAUGGGCACGACAUACAUACCAGACAUUCCAGCGCAUCGCCUCCGAAGACGUCUCGUCCGGAGUGAAGUUCAUGCCAGGCAUUGAGCAUUUCGAGUCUCCGACACCGGAAUACGUCGAUGCAGCUCUCGAUGUAAACAGUUCUGUGUAUGCGCAUCUCGGUCCUUCAUUCAGAAAUAUCCCGCAAAGGGAGCUCCAGGUAGACAGCAAUCUUAAAUUGGGCAUUGAAUACUGGACGUAUUGCGUCAAUACGCCCUUGUAUCUGGGCUGGCUGCUUCGGAGGUUCGUGCUUGGAGGUGGUCAGGUGCGGCAGCAUGCGUUGUCUUCACUUGAUGAAGCGUUUGUUGUCGGUGCUAGCGAUGGAGAUGGUAUUGUAAAGACUGUUGUGAAUUGCUCCGGCACAGGGUUCAACGAUGAAAAGAGCUUUAUUAUCAGAGGACAAACAUGCCUCGUCCGCAACCAAAUCCCUUAUACUUUAACCCGCCAUAACGCAGAUGGAACCUGGUCGUUUGCUAUUCCCCGACCUCUAUCAGGCGGUACAAUCAUCGGCGGCACCAAACAGCCUAAUGACUGGAAUCCAUAUGCACUCCCUGAAAUCAGAGAAACGUUACUGCGCAAAGCUGCGAAAUGGUUCCCAUUUAGCGGCAGCGAAAAGGCCGAGUUCAGCGUUAUCCGUGAUGUCGUCGGACGCCGGCCGGCGAGAGAAGGCGGGGUCCGGAUUGAGGUUGAACGAGUAGAUGUCGUUGCGGCUGAUACCUUGGAUGGGCAGAAAAGAGAAAGGAAAAAUGUAGUACACGCAUACGGACUCGGAGGCAGAGGCGUCGAGUUGUCGUGGGGCGUGGCAGAAGAAGUCAGGGGAUUGAUGCUACAGGAACGGCUUAUUGUAGAAAGAGCUUCUUUAUAG
This is a messenger RNA of Talaromyces rugulosus, 1809 nucleotides long. RefSeq lists its product as uncharacterized. The transcript has 6 exons. Bases 1 to 1809 code for a protein of 602 amino acids. Lineage: Eukaryota; Fungi; Ascomycota; Eurotiomycetes; Eurotiales; Trichocomaceae. Gene Ontology annotation, molecular function: D-amino-acid oxidase activity. The record is from RefSeq and is a predicted model, not a curated record.